Molecule: messenger RNA, 1493 nt
Organism: Telopea speciosissima
Lineage: Eukaryota; Viridiplantae; Streptophyta; Magnoliopsida; Proteales; Proteaceae
Product: phosphatidylinositol N-acetylglucosaminyltransferase subunit A-like
Exons: 1
Coding region: 60-1394 (444 amino acids)
Biological process (GO): GPI anchor biosynthetic process
Cellular component (GO): glycosylphosphatidylinositol-N-acetylglucosaminyltransferase (GPI-GnT) complex
Molecular function (GO): phosphatidylinositol N-acetylglucosaminyltransferase activity
Source: RefSeq, a predicted model, not a curated record
ACAAUAACAUUGCCUUAACAUCAUUUUCUGGAACCUAGGUUCGUGACACUGCAGAUGCAAUGGGUGGACCAACGCACAGAAUAUUGAUGGUGUCCGAUUUUUUCUACCCCAACUUUGGUGGUGUGGAGAAUCACAUUUAUUAUCUGUCACAAUGCUUGCUUAAGAUUGGUCACCGGGUGGUGGUCCUGACUCAUGCCUAUGGAAACCGCUGUGGGGUGCGAUAUAUGACUGGUGGUUUGAAAGUUUACUAUAUACCUUGGAGGCCAUUCCUGAUGCAGAACACAUUACCGACAUUUUACGGGACGCUUCCAAUUGUAAGGACAAUCCUCAUUCGAGAAAAGAUAUCUUUGGUUCAUGGCCAUCAGGCCUUUUCAACUCUUUGUCACGAAGCUCUGAUGCAUGCACGCACCAUGGGAUACAAAGUUGUGUUUACUGAUCAUUCGCUCUAUGGGUUUGCUGAUGUCGGAAGUGUCCACAUGAAUAAGGUACUGCAGUUCACAUUGGCAGAUGUGAAUCAGGCUAUAUGUGUUUCUCACACAAGUAAGGAAAAUACAGUCCUAAGAUCAGGUUUACCCCCACAAAAGGUCUUUGUAAUACCAAACUCUGUGGAUACAGUUAUGUUUAAACCUGCAACAUGUAGACUCAACUAUGAUAAAAUUAUUAUAGUUGUUGUAAGUAGGUUGGUUUACCGGAAGGGUGCAGAUUUGCUUGUUGAAGUCAUUCCUGAAGUUUGCCGCUUGUGCCCAAAUGUUCACUUUAUUAUUGGAGGGGAGGGUCCAAAACGAGUACGAUUGGAAGAGAUGAGGGAAAAACACUCGCUACAAGAUCGUGUUGAAAUGUUGGGGGCUGUUCCUCAUGCUCAAGUGCGGUCUGUCUUGAUUUCUGGCCACAUAUUCUUAAACAGUUCUCUGACAGAAGCAUUUUGUAUAGCCAUAUUGGAGGCUGCUAGUUGUGGAUUGCUUACUGUCAGUACACGAGUCGGAGGUGUCCCAGAGGUUCUACCUGAUGACAUGGUUGUCUUAGCAGAACCAGUGCCAAGUAGCAUGGUAAGGGCAAUCAAGAAGGCAAUACACAUGCUCCCCAGUAUUGACCCACAAGAGAUGCACCUUCGUAUGAAAGAGCUAUACAGUUGGCAUGAUGUUGCUAGAAGAACAGAGGUGGUAUAUGACCGUGCAUUGAAAUGCACUGAUGAGAAUCUUCUGGAGCGUCUCUCACGGUACCUCACAUGUGGUGCAUGGGCAGGGAAGCUUUUCUGUUUGGUAAUGAUCAUUGAUUUCUUGCUAUGGCAUUUAUUGAAACUAUGGCAGCCAGCAGAGGAUAUAGAGGAGGUACCUGAUAUCAAACAUCCUUCUAUCAAGACAAAGGUAUGUCUGCGGACUCCAUGUGAAGACUAACAAACUGCCAUCAUUGGAGUGGUUGCCUAACUUUUACCAUGCUGGUCCAUCUGAUAAACACUUUCUAUUCUGUGCUUGGCAAGUGCUCUCAUUUUGUUU